Molecule: messenger RNA, 1252 nt
Organism: Engraulis encrasicolus (European anchovy)
Lineage: Eukaryota; Metazoa; Chordata; Actinopteri; Clupeiformes; Engraulidae
Gene: rsph14
Product: radial spoke head 14 homolog
Exons: 8
Coding region: 117-1139 (340 amino acids)
Molecular function (GO): protein binding
Source: RefSeq, a predicted model, not a curated record
UCCUAAAGAACGUAUUGUGCGCUACUUACGUUGUUGCCAAUGAACACCGAUGUUUUCUGAACGUAACUGGGGAAGCACUCCCAUUGUUGUCAUCAAGGGUCUUUUGGAAGACGAAAAUGGCAAGUACACGGAUUUCAGAGCAACUACCCCCAAUGUUAGACCCAACAAAAGCACCGGUAGCUUUUGGCAAUCGGGCACUUCCUCGGUUGUCCAUGGAGCUGCAGGACCCUGACCUCUACACACGCCAGAGGGCGCUCGCUGCUCUCUGUGCUCUCGUCCACAACCCUGAGCGAGCUUAUGAGGCAGUCGAAAAGGGUAUUCUGGAAAGACUAAAGGUUCUUCUGAAGGAUAAGGAUUCAUAUGUGAGGACUAAAACCACAGAGGUAAUAUACCUCAUGGUGACGCACAAUGUAGGCAGGGAUGCCUUCCUGAAAUAUGACAUGGUGGGUCCACUGUCUGAAUUGCUCAACGAGCCAGUGGAUGUUUGCAGAAUAAAUGUGCAUCGGGCCCUUAAAAUGCUUGCACAGUUCCCUGCAGGUGCGACGUGCAUCGUGGGCCAGGGCCUGGUGACCCAGCUGGUGACCAAGGUGCCCAUGGAGGAGGAGGAGAUCCGGGCCAUCCUGCUGGAGACCCUCAGCUGCCUGGUGCGGGUGGACGCCAUGCCCGCCCUCCACAGUGACGGGGUGGCCACGCUCAAGGAGCAGCUCCAGAGCCUCUCGCUGCCCAUACGCAGGGCCGCUGCCAGCGCCAUGUUGGGCAUCAGUGUUCCAACGGAUGGGAAGCAGCGAGUGUGUGAUGAGGGGGUCUUGCCCAUCCUGGUGGAUCUGCUGUCUGAUGAUGAUGCAGAGGUCUGGGCCAGCGCGGCGGGAACCAUCAUGAACACGGCAGUCAUCACUAAAGGCAAGUACGAGGCCCUGAAGGCAGGUGCCAUCCCGGCUCUGCUGCACCUGGUGCAGUGCGAGGAGAGGGCGGUGUGCGUCAACGCCCUGCGUGCCCUCACCUGCCUGGCGGAGGCGCCGGUGGCCCGCGUGGAGCUCAUGGAGCACCUCCCCCUGCUGCGCAUCUGCCUCUCCCACAAGGAGCCCAUCAUCCAGCGCGCCGCCGACACCGCCAUACGCGUCAUCUCCUGGAAACCCUGAGGAGAAGGGGAUGGCUGGAGGAUCAUGGGGCAGGGAGAGAGAAGAAGAAGAGAGAGGCAAGGUGGAUGUGGAGAGGUGGGGAGGGAGAGAAAGAGAGAGAGGUGGGAGGUUGU